Messenger RNA from Durusdinium trenchii, 366 nucleotides. The record is from the annotation of a GenBank genome assembly. NCBI's taxonomy places the organism in Eukaryota, Dinophyceae, Suessiales, Symbiodiniaceae.
GUCUCCACAGUGAGGCUUUCAGUGCCUAUUGGCAUCGGUGGGACACCGCUGAUCAUCCGCACCAGCUUGAUCAAGGAGGAAGACGGUGCGCCCAACAUGCAGGCGAUCAUUGACUUGGGUUGCAAUGUCCUGCACCUGCCGACCAUCCAGCAAGAUGUUCCAUUGCGUGUAGAUGUCACUGGCCAAUUGGUCAUUGCAGUGGACGAGUACCCAGCCACAGGCUGGCCACCUGGUCUCAUGACCCGCGUCGACCUGUAUCCUGGUGCCAUUUUCACCAACCGUGUACAAAGGCACCAACACCGAGAUGCCAAAAGCUUCGCAGCAAGAGCAGCCAAAAGUUGCAGCUGGCCGCAACUCCAAAGUGGA